UCACACACUCGACCGAGAAAGAGAACGGGAGAGGUGCAGAGGAGUGAGCAAAGCAACUAAGCAAGCAAUGGUGAGUGCUCCUUGCUGCGAGAAGAUGGGGCUCAAGAGGGGCCCGUGGACGGCGGAGGAGGACAUGACCCUUGUGGCUCACAUCGAGCAGCACGGGCACAGCAACUGGCGGGUGCUGCCGAAGCAGGCCGGCCUGCUGCGCUGCGGCAAGAGCUGCCGCCUCCGGUGGAUCAACUACCUGCGCCCCGACAUCAAGCGCGGCAACUUCACCAGCGAGGAGGAAGAAGCCAUCAUCCAACUCCAUGCCAUGCUCGGCAACAGAUGGUCCACCAUUGCCGCCAGGCUGCCUGGCAGGACGGACAACGAGAUCAAGAACGUCUGGCACACACAGCUCAAGAAGCGACUCCAGUCGUCGUCCAAGUCGUCCGGCCAGGCAGCGCCUAAGCGCAAAGCCAAUAAACCUGCUGUGGCUGCGAGCACGCUCGAGGAUCCGACCUCCGACCCGGUGUCGGCGGAGCAGUCCCUCGCGAUGUCGCCGGAGCAGUCCCUCUCGACGUCAUCUGCCACCGACUACUCGAUGGCCUCGUCGUUGGAGAACACGGGCAGCUCUUCCUCGGAGGAGUUCCAGAUUGACGACAGCUUCUGGUCGGAGACACUUGCGAUGUCGGUGAACAGCUCCGGUUCCGGGAUGGAAACCAGCGACACCUUCGGUGCAGACAGUGCAUCGCCGUCGUCGAGCAACAAUGAGAUGGACUUCUGGGUCACGCUGUUCAUGCAGGCUGGUGACAUGCAUAGUUUGUCACAAAUUUAAUGAGAAAAUUGGGUUAUUUUACGUAACAUUUUUCUUUUGAAGAAAAGGGGUUUCCCCCGCCCAAUUUUUAUUGGAAACGAGGCAAGCAAACAAUAAAACAACUGUUCCCAGCGCUCAAGCCUAGCCAAAAAAGUAGCUGGGCCAGAUUACGGCAACAAA
This is a messenger RNA of Triticum dicoccoides, 979 nucleotides long. Its product is annotated as transcription factor MYB30-like. The record is from RefSeq and is a predicted model, not a curated record. Bases 68 to 820 code for a protein of 250 amino acids. The transcript has a single exon. Lineage: Eukaryota; Viridiplantae; Streptophyta; Magnoliopsida; Poales; Poaceae.